GUGAACGAGCGCCAGUUCAACAUGAUCCGGGACGCCGGCUUCCAGACCAGGGUCUUGCACGACGUCCCAAACCCCGAGCUGCCGAAUUUCAACAUGACACCCCACAUCUACAAGCUGAGGGACCACAUCAGGGAGUACCAGCCCGACCUCCUGGCGGUGGCCUCCAAGGGGGGCGCGUACCUGGCCGUGCUGUGGCACCUCCGCUACUGGACCGGGCCCACGCUCGUGCUGAACAGGCACCCCACGCUGACAGCGUUCCCUCGGGACGCGAACGUGGUGCUGGCACACGGUUCGAACGACGAGGCAGUCAUCAGGACCGGCGACCCGAACAAGUGCCUGCUGUACUACACCAACAACAGCGGGCUGCUGGGCGGGAAGACGCUCACCCGCGAGGGGGACCACCACAACAUGGAGUCCCUGCUGCUGUACGACUGCCUGCCGCGCCUCUGCGACGCCGCCCUGUGCCGGGAGGGGCCCGAGAUGCAGUUCCAGCAGUCGUGGAUGCAGAUGAUCACCGACGAGCGCUCCGAGGCUGAGCGCUGGCUUGGCUUCACCAUGUCUGACCUGCGCCGGCUCUGGGGCGCGCAGGGCACCGACGAGAGGGUGGCGUUCGAGGUGCCGCGGGGGUGCGAGGAGUGGGAGAUGGUGGGCGUGAUCUUCAAGGAAAUCCGCGCGGACCUUCGACAGUUUAUGCUUCUGCUGUGUGUCCCUUCCUCGAGCAUCGAGAUCCUGAGAAUAGACCGCGUGGAGAACUCGUUCCAGGACGAGGGCUGCGAGGCGUACGUCAGGACCAUGCAGCGCGGCCUCGAGCAGCAGGGCCUCAUCUUCCGGCCGGGCCUGCACACGAGGUGGGCCUUCCACGGCUCCAGCGCCGUCGAGGCCAUCGUGCGCGAUCCGGUGGCCGGCUUCCAGCCGCUGCUGGGCGGGAGCCGCGCCAGCACCGUGUGGGGCCCCGGAACGUAUUUCGCCCGGGACGCCAAGUACGUCUACGACGGGGGCUUCAGCAGGAUCUUGCCCGACGGCAGCAAGCAGAUUCUCCUGUGCCUGCUCAUGACCGGCAUGGUCUGCCUCGGGGACCCGGAGCACAAGGGCCUCUUGCCAAUCCGCUCGGGGCACCACAGAUACAACAGUUCCGUUGAUUACCUGUCGAACCCAGAGAUAUCCAGCUGCCUGGGGCAAACCACGUCAGUGUGCCAGUCCCGAUUUCGCUGCCCGUCCUGGAGAGCCCUCGCUGCCACGGCUGGAUUCUCCUUGAAAUUCUAA
Prorocentrum cordatum is the source of this 1263-nucleotide messenger RNA. The record is from the annotation of a GenBank genome assembly. Lineage: Eukaryota; Dinophyceae; Prorocentrales; Prorocentraceae.